GUGCGCAUGCGCGGUUGGUCCAUGCUCUGCAAUGACCGUGAGGAUGUUUGCUGCGUAUAUGGUGUAUUAACAGAAUAAAACACAGAACUGAAGAACAAUGUCACUAUCGGGUUUACUUCAGUUUUUCAGACAUUCUCUUCAGCGUCUGGAACUCAGUUUAGCGCAAGCGGCGGGGUUUGACAGAAGCUUGGGUCCAGCUCUUGCAGUGAAUGGUCCCAGCAUUCUCCCGCAAGCCCAUAACAGCUAUGAAGACAACUCAGAGCCCAGUUUCAUGGACAGUAUCUUUUGGAUGGCAGCUCCAAAAAAGAGACGAACCAUCGAGGUGAAUCGUUGCAGAAGACGAAACCCAAAUAAACUGUUAGAAGUCAAGAACAAUAUUGAGCCAUGUUCAGAGUGUGGCAACAUGAAAUUGAAGCAUGUUUUGUGUGGAUUCUGCUAUGAAAAGGUCAGGAGGGAGACUACAAUGAUACGAAAGCAAAUCUCCAUCAUGGAAGGCGGACCUCUCAAAACUCCUGCUGUGGAAUCUGUUGUUUUGUAUGAAAAUGAAACUCCUUCAGAUGCAGACAAGGGCAAGAGAAUAAUAGAACGGAGCAGGAAACGUCCAUAUUGGUUUAACAUGUGAUAUAUGUAAUUACAGUGAAAUAAAGACAUACUGUUUUGUUUAAUAAAUAUCCAAAUAUUGAAUGGCUUCAUAUGUUUAUGAUCUUGACUCAGUGAAUAUUGUAACAGUUUGAUGGGUGCUGCACAGUGAUGUACACAGGUGCUAGACAAAUUGGUGUUUUGUGUCAUAGCUGUCACUCUGUUGUACUGGAAUCUGGAUCUGUUUUAAAACAUAUGGUUUCUCAAUAAAUAGGUUCAAAUAUA
This is a messenger RNA of Myxocyprinus asiaticus (Chinese sucker), 864 nucleotides long. RefSeq names its product mitochondrial ribosomal protein L32 (gene mrpl32). Gene Ontology annotation, biological process: translation. The record is from RefSeq and is a predicted model, not a curated record. NCBI's taxonomy places the organism in Eukaryota, Metazoa, Chordata, Actinopteri, Cypriniformes, Catostomidae. The coding region runs from base 98 to 622 and encodes 174 amino acids. Gene Ontology annotation, cellular component: mitochondrial large ribosomal subunit. The transcript has 3 exons. Gene Ontology annotation, molecular function: structural constituent of ribosome.